This is a messenger RNA of Epithele typhae, 1764 nucleotides long. Its product is annotated as pre-mRNA splicing factor. Lineage: Eukaryota; Fungi; Basidiomycota; Agaricomycetes; Polyporales; Epitheliaceae. Gene Ontology annotation, biological process: mRNA splicing, via spliceosome. The transcript is spliced from 7 exons. Gene Ontology annotation, molecular function: protein binding; mRNA binding. The coding region runs from base 1 to 1764 and encodes 587 amino acids. Gene Ontology annotation, cellular component: catalytic step 2 spliceosome. The record is from RefSeq and is a predicted model, not a curated record.
AUGUCCCUCGUCCAAGGCUACUCUUCCGACGAGGACGACGGUCCUCUGUCGCCGACCACCGAUGCUUUUGGUCUCUCAUCUCUCCCCGCGUCCAAGAAGAGGUAUUUAUUCAACAUUGCGGACCGCACGCGACAGGCGGCUAACAAGCAGUUCUUUCAGGACCCACUGCAACAAUCUUCCCUUAUUACGCGACCUACGGACACGCAGAUGAAUGUGAACAUUUCGUAUGACGACAUGAUGCUGCCCGUUCAAGGCCCGGAGAACCCUUUCGGAGACCGGAAUCGGUUCAUGAACCAAAACGCGCUCGCGGGACACGUAGAGGAGCAGGCCAUGACGGAACACGCGUUCCGCCAACAACACCUCACGCACGCUAUCCUCGGCUACUCCGCCAACCCUUCGGUGGACCCCAACGCGCCCGCUAUUCUCGGUUCGCUGGACAAGGCGCAGGAGCACGGCUUCCAAACAAUAGGCUCCGUGAAAGUGCCUAAAAACACGAAGAAUGAACUGAAGAGGAAACGGAAGGCGAAAGGGGAUUUGGAGAUUGUGGAUGGCGAGGGUGCGUACGAGGGACCUUGGGCGACUUGGCAGGGAGACGAGCCGACAGCGGAGGUCGAAGAGGCCAUGGACGAGCCGGAGCCGGAGUCAGAGGAGGAACCAGAGCAGGAGUUCCAGCCCAGGAAAGCGAAGCCGAAACGGGGCGCACCGGGGCUCGAGUCCUCCGUGUUCCAUGGCAAGUCGAUGCACGACUACCAAGGACGGACGUACAUGCACCCACCAUUAUCGGAGGCGCCGCAACUACAGCACGAGCCAGGGUCGCAAGAAUGCUUCAUCCCGAAGGUUUGUAUUCACACCUGGACGGGACACACGCAAGGUGUUUCCGUGCUCCGGACUUUCCCCAACACCGGCCAUCUGCUUCUGAGCGGUUCUAUGGACACAAAAAUCAAGCUAUGGGAUAUCUAUACCCACGGAAACUGUUUACGCACCUUCCAUGGUCACAUGAAGGCUGUCAAGGAUGUCACAUUCUCGAACGAUGGUCGGAGAUUCUUGUCUUGCGGGUAUGACCGUCAGAUGAAGCUUUGGGAUACGGAGACUGGGCAGUGCAUCAAGCGCUUCAGCAACGGCAAGAUCCCGUAUGUUGUACGAUUCCACCCGGAUGAAGAUAAGCAGAACAUCUUCCUGGCGGGUAUGUCCGACAAGAAAAUUAUUCAGUACGACAUGAACUCUGGAGAAAUCACGCAAGAAUACGACCAGCAUCUCGGUCCUGUGAACACGAUCACCUUCGUAGACGAGAACAGACGGUUCGUCACGACAUCGGAUGACAAGACCAUUCGAGCUUGGGACUUCGACAUCCCGUCGUCAUCAAGUACAUCGCCGAGCCGCACAUGCACUCGAUGCCCGCUGUCACACUGCACCCGAGCACUUGGCGGUCCGUUGACGUCGACAGAGAAGUACUUCGCUGCACAGAGUCUCGACAACCAGAUCCUCGUGUACAGCACGGACAACUUCCGGCAGGCACGGAACAAGCGGUUUGCCGGCCACUCCGUCGCUGGCUACGCCUGUCAAGUGGGCUUCUCUCCGGACGGCAAAUGGAUCAGCAGCGGCGAUGGCGAAGGUAACGUCGUCUUUUGGGAGUGGAAAACGGGCCGCAUAAAGUCCCGCCUGCGCGCACACAACAAGGUGGUCAUCGCGCAUGAGUGGCUCCCACACGAAACGUCCAAGGUUGUGACGGGUUCGUGGGACGGGUUGAUCAAGCUCUGGGACUGA